AUGUCCCCAGAAAUCGCUCUCAAUGUGUCAGAGAGGGUACACUUUGAAACCCGAGAGCGACCUGACUCGGUUAUUAAGCUUCUCAAAGAUCAUGGACUCAAUGAUGCCCAAAUCCCAUUGCUUGUUAAGAAACUCCCAAGGCUCCUGUUAUACAAUGCUGAAACCCUUUUGCCCAAACUUGAGUUUUUCGGUUCUAUAGGCCUUUCAGGCACUUGCCUCCUUUGCAAUCCCAUUAUCUUGACGCGGAGCUUAGAGAAAUGUAUCCUUCCUUGUUAUGAUCUGAUCAAAAGUAUAGUUGUUGAGGAUAAAAGGGUUGCUAAAUUCUUUAGGACCCCGAAAUGCACAGUUUCAGCCGACUCACUGAGAUAUCUUGUGUCUAUUGUUGCCAUUUUGAGAGGGCUUCAAGUGCCGGGUUCCACAAUCUCUAUUUAUGUGACAUGGUAUCCUUUGAUGUUCGUCCAAAAAACUGAGUGUUUCAAGGAAGAUGUCAACAAGGUCAUGAGUAUGGGAAUCCCACCUUCAUCAUAUUCGACGUUCAUGCAAGCACUAGUUGCGACUUUUCCGUUGGAUGCAUCAAAGUGGGAACAAAAGAUGCAAUUUUAUAAGGGAUGGGGUUGGACUGAAGAUGAUAUCAUAUCGGCAUUUAGACAGAAUCCCAUGUUUAUGAAAUUGUCCGAGAAGAUUGUUUCACCCAAGAUGUAUUUUCUUGUGAACAAAAUGGGGUGGCAGCCUACAGAUGUGGCUCGGAAUUCAUAUGUUUUAGGUUAUAGUUUGGAGAAGCGGAUCAUACCUACAUGUUCAGUUAUUAGGGUUCUCCUGUUGAAGGGCUUAAUAAAGAAGGGAGAAUGUUCCUUGGUUAACAUUCUGAAGAUGAGUGAGAAGUACUUGAAUAAGUUUUUGCUCAAAUAUCAACAGCAAGUACCUGAAAUAUUGAGCAUCUAUCAAGGUAAAACAAGUCUUGCAGAACUUGGCUUAGGAUUUGAAGAGACAGCUAGAGUGGAUCAUUUGUAA
Molecule: messenger RNA, 1011 nt
Organism: Fragaria vesca subsp. vesca
Lineage: Eukaryota; Viridiplantae; Streptophyta; Magnoliopsida; Rosales; Rosaceae
Exons: 1
Coding region: 1-1011 (336 amino acids)
Biological process (GO): regulation of DNA-templated transcription; chloroplast organization
Cellular component (GO): chloroplast
Molecular function (GO): double-stranded DNA binding
Source: RefSeq, a predicted model, not a curated record